CGACCUCGCUUGGCAUAUCCCUUCUGCAUUUUUUUCAAUACAGUACUCAGAAGGGCCAGAGAUUUCUAGCGCACGAGGCAUCUCGGAAAAACCUCGCUGAACAUAGCGUUGCGGCUUAGACGGCUUCGUGCAACGCACAAUGUCGGAUAUGGCCUCGAGCAGCGAAAGAUCAGACGACGACAGACUUGCAUCGAUAUCCGAAGAAGGCACAAAGAAAGUUUCGGAAACAAUGAACCAUUCUACAUCAUCUGCAGGGCCGGCAGCUCAAAAUGACCACAAAGAUCAGCCGGAAGUAGCACGCGAUGAAGGUGCUAUUGCUGAAAUAGAGCGGUUCCGGAGAAUGGAAGCAUGUCUAUACAAACAUCGGAAGGAAUGGGAAGUGAACAUCGGCCCAGGGAAAUGGCAGGUGGACAGCUUUUUCGUUCAAGAUCCGAAAGAGAGAGGUCAUUGGUUUGAUUCUCCAGAGGGGCAGAGUUGGCUCACAGCUGACAAACAAGUCAGAGGGGAACGGAAAUACAAUAGACCGGAUAUCUUUGACCCAGCAUUCGUUGGAGACACGAAUGAUGCAUGGGAUUUCUCUAAGAGCAGUAUCGGAAAAGAUGUUUACGACACCACAAUCGACUGGGGCCACCGGCGUGACAGGCUGCGAAAAACUUUCGAAUGGGAACUGGAUCGCAUGUUUCUAAGAGAAGAGCUUCAAUUGAAAAGGCUGGAGCAACAGAAGGCGGAGGAGGGCAAGAAGCGACGAGAACGGCGUAUGGCUGAAAACGAUACUAAAUCUGGUGAAGAAGGACAAGGCGACACAGCGCUCCCAAGCGAUUCAACUUCUAUAGAAGCUGGCGUCGCCUGGUCGGAGUGGUUUGCAUUCAAGAAGACAGGGCCAUCGGAUAGUAAAGCCAUGAAUGUUAUCGAUGUGCUCAUCGGCGAGCCUAUCGUUGACACCAAAAUCGACGCGAACCGAUUCUGGUUCCGUAGCUCAAGCCAUCGAGUAGCGAAAAGCCAUGAUCCCUCUACGAGUCAAAAGACUACAGAUGCCAUGGAUGCUGCAACAUCGCCACUCCCAGAACGAAUUCGAAUCAAUUCCGAUACUCUGCUUCAGAUUUUUGCUGAGCUACUCGGCCCCGUUGCACAAAACGUACUUGAGCUAGAGGAAAUGAACAUUGUCUUCACUAGACCCUUUAAAGCGCUAGCUUGGCGUGAGCAGGAUCUACGAGAUUGGUGUCUUCAUCUUGAAAAGAAAUUCGAGGAUCUUCAGUCUGGGAGCAAGGCAUUCGCUGCACUUCAGAAAUCGAGCACCAGCGUGAACAAUCAUGCUGAUGCUGCGAAGGGCGAUGCGCAGGAGAUUACAGAUGGUGUGGAAAAGGCGACGCUACAAGACUCUACCAAAUCUCAAGUAGAUUCCACCGAGACAAUUGAGCAGCAGGGAGAGAGACAAGUACACACCAAUAAUGCUCCAGACGGUCAAGCUUCAGAUGCUGACAACGAAAGCGGAAACGAAAAGCAUGAAUACGAAGAUUUCGAAGAUAGCGACAAAAGUCUGACCAAGUCUCCAACGGCCCUCAAGCACUUGAAAUACCUUCUACAAUUUCUAGAUGCUACCUUGGUAGCUAAGCGAAACUACUUCAACAGCCCCCAAUGUCGAAAGGUGUUCUUUUCCGACCUUUGGCAUCUUUUCCGACCAGGCACUGAAGUGAUAGGGAGCGACGGAAAGCAGGCAUAUAGGGUCAUUGGAGUUCAAAGUGCGAGGCACCGGAUUGCUCCACCCUGGGAGCGAUGGUAUAAGCCAAUUGGACGGGGAGAAAAGAAGCUAGAAUUUCGCAUCACAUGUGUUUACAUCGAUUUCGACGGGGCUAACAUCGGACCUGUGACGAAGGUAUUUGAUAUUAGCAUGUUUGACGGUCAAAGGGAGAUCACAUCCUUGGAAGUCUACCCCAUAAGAUUCCAUUCGGUGAGGCAGUCCGAGUAUAACGAAACGGAAUGGCACGAGAUGGAGAACUACCCUGUCUCAGAAAGAUACCGCAAGAGACUCAUUGGUCGUGGGGCUCGAUUUCUGAACGUUGUUCGAGGUAAGCAUAUGUAUUAUGCUGGCUCAACAUUGGACGCGAGAGAAGAGGUAGAGUCUCCUGUGGUCAUUGACUUUGAAACGGCUAUAACGACGCGAGAUGCACAACUUAAACCUCCACAACCAGCCAAUCUUCGAGGAUACCCACCACCGGACGAAGAACAAGAGGUGCUGCCAGCGGACCUACCAUGGAAGCCAAAGCUGAGCUCACUGAUCAGCAUACCGGAACUAGAUGCUCCAGGGUACGUAGAAUGCAGCGGCGAAUGCUGUCGGGAUGAAAAUGUCCACGACGACCAAUACGUGGAUCGCAAGCAGAAACAAGAAUACCUCGAGAGUCUUCUCCCGAGUAAGGAAGCUGUGGAUGAACAACCUCCGAUUACUGUAAUGCCACGGCCGCUAAAAGAUUUGAGGCUCGGGCCUGAGGGCAACUUUGCAUGUUCGGAUGAUGAGUUGGUGAUUAUGUCGUAUCGUGUUUUUGGCUUCGUUCUUCGGAGUCGCAAGUUUGCCAAACUCGAUUUGACGCAUCUGACCGAAAUUCAUGACGAAGAGUCGAUUGCUAAUUCGAACUCUACAAGCAAAGGUGGAAGAGGACAAAAUCCGACACCCACUAAGGGCGCAUUCGACCGUUUGGUACUAGAAGAGGGCCAUUCUUCUAUGAUUGUAUCGCUCAUUGCACAGCAUUUUCGGGACAAAAAGUCGACCACUGGGAAGCGAGAAGAGUUCGAUAUCGUGAGAGGCAAAGGCAAAGGAUUGAUCAUCCUUUUGCACGGCGCUCCUGGGGUGGGAAAGACUUCCACAGCUGAAGGCAUAGCUGAAAAGUUCAAGAAGCCGCUGUUUCAAAUUACAUGUGGCGACCUGGGAACAACUGCAUCCGAAGUAGAACUCGCUUUGGAAAAGAACUUUACGUUGGCAAAUAAGUGGGACUGUAUCCUUCUCCUUGAUGAGGCAGAUGUCUUUCUUACCGAGCGAUCGAAAGAGGACUUCAAAAGAAACGGACUCGUGGCAGUCUUCUUACGCCUCAUGGAAUACUAUUCCGGCAUACUUUUCCUCACGACAAACCGUGUCGGUGAUUUUGACGAGGCUUUCACUUCACGCAUUCACGUCAGCCUCUACUAUCCCGCAUUGAAUGAGGAGAAGACUGGACAAGUCUUCGAAAUUAACAUGGACAUGAUAGAAGAACGUUUCAGGACGAAGGGCCGUGCCAUCGAUAUCGAUAGGAUGAAGAUAGCUUUUUUCGCAAUGCGCUACUUUAACGAUCACCCUGAUGCCCGCUGGAAUGGCCGCCAGAUCCGCAACGCCUGUCAAACUGCGCUAGCACUAGCGGAGUUCGAGGCUCAAGGUGAUAGCAUCGAAGAUACGGAAGACCGAAACCUCGUAGUGAAGUUGAAUGUCAAGCACUUUGAGAUUGUGAGGGAUGCCUAUCUGGAGUUUGCCAGAUACAUGAAGGCUUUAUUUGGCACAUCUGCUGCAAGGAAGGCGAAAGAGUCAAAGCUGCGGGCUAUUCUGGUCGACGAGAACAACAACAUUGUCUCAACGCAGAACCUGGGCGACAAGAGAAUGGAUAAGGCAGCCUUCACGCACGCCUCUCAGAAUCAUUCGAGUCGUCCGAUGGGUCAUUCGCCGCAGCAAAGCUUCCAACAAUCGCCGGACCAGCAGUAUGCGCGAUAUCAACAACAACAAAGUUCGACGUUUGGUGCCCCACAGCCUCAGUAUCAAUCGUCCCAGCAUCCAGCCUCGCAGUAUACGCCUCAGUAUCCGGCGCAACACCAAAAUCCUUCCAGCCAAGAGUGGUAUGCUCAGCAGUCAAGGAACUCCAGUGCCUAUGUUCCUGAACCGCAGCAAGGAGGACAAUUCCAGAGCUCCGUUCCGCACACGCAACAAACCUCACCAUCUCCGAACCGCCAACAACAAGCUCAACUUAACCCGCCUUGGCUCGGUGAGGAAAUUCGAAACAUGCAUGCAGCAUCUGGACAGCUGGGCGAUGAGCAGUCUUCGGCUGGCGCAAGCCGGUUCCAGAGGACGUGACUAAGGAGUCUGAGGCGGGGUUAUUCACAGUUUCUCUCAUUCAGUUUUCUGUUUGGAAUGUGCAUGGACACUUAGAUAUGGGUACAUGUAAGGCUCCAGCGUCGACCUUCCUUGAUACUAGCUUGGGUGCAGCUCAUGAUCCAAGGAUGCUGGCAAACAAGGCAUGUGCAGCAAUGGAGUGUCUCUUCCCUCUUGCAAUUUCUGAAUUUAUGUCUGUCUGACAGAUGCAGUUAGCUGGGAACAGUAACAGUCUGUCAGCAAUAAUUUUGUCUCGUAGACCUACCUGUCCUUACCUGCACUACUUCCCUGUAAUUUCAAUAUCCAAUCAGAU
Paraphaeosphaeria sporulosa is the source of this 4418-nucleotide messenger RNA. RefSeq lists its product as uncharacterized. The transcript has 6 exons. NCBI's taxonomy places the organism in Eukaryota, Fungi, Ascomycota, Dothideomycetes, Pleosporales, Didymosphaeriaceae. Gene Ontology annotation, molecular function: ATP binding; ATP hydrolysis activity. The record is from RefSeq and is a predicted model, not a curated record. The coding region runs from base 140 to 4087 and encodes 1315 amino acids.